UCCGGUUGUCUGGGUGCUGGGCUUCGUAAGUUAUCGCUAGGGUUAUCACGAUGGGAAAGUCAGAUUUUCUUACACCCAAGGCCAUUGCCAACAGGAUCAAAUCCAAGGGGCUUCAGAAGCUUCGCUGGUAUUGCCAGAUGUGCCAGAAGCAGUGCCGGGAUGAGGGAAUUUCGAAAUGACUUUCUAGAACUUCUCAGGAGACGCUUUGGCACUAAGAGAGUCCACAACAACAUUGUAUAUAAUGAAUAUAUCAGCCAUCGAGAGCACAUCCAUAUGAAUGCUACUCAGUGGGAAACUCUGACUGAUUUUACUAAGUGGUUGGGCAGAGAAGGACUGUGUAAAGUGGAUGAGACACCAAAAGGUUGGUAUAUUCAGUACAUAGAUAGAGACCCAGAAACUAUCCGCCGGCAACUGGAAUUAGAGAAAAAGAAGAAGCAGGACCUUGAUGAUGAAGAAAAAACUGCCAAAUUCAUUGAAGAACAAGUGAGAAGAGGUCUGGAAGGGAAGGAACAGGAGGCCCCUGUUUUUACGGAAUUAAGCAGAGAAAAUGAUGAAGAGAAAGUUACGUUUAAUUUGAGUAAAGGAGCAUGUAGUUCAGGAGUAGCAACAUCUUCCCAGUCAAGUUCUCUAGGUCCAAGUGCAUUGAAGAUGAUAGGGAGUGCAGCAUCAGUGAAACGGAAAGAAUCUUCCCAUAGCUCAGCUCAGUCAAAAGAAAAGAAGAAAAAGAAAUCUGCACUUGAUGAAAUCAUGGAGAUUGAAGAAGAAAAGAAAAGAACUGCCCGAACAGACUACUGGCUACAGCCUGAAAUCAUCGUGAAAAUUAUAACCAAAAAACUUGGAGAGAAAUAUCAUAAGAAAAAGGGAAUUGUUAAGGAAGUAAUUGACAAAUACACAGCUGUUGUAAAGAUGAUUGAUUCUGGAGACAAGCUGAAACUUGACCAGACUCAUUUAGAAACAGUUAUACCUGCACCAGGAAAAAGAAUUCUAGUUUUAAAUGGAGGCUACAGAGGAAAUGAAGGUACCCUAGAAUCCAUCAAUGAAAAGACUUUUUCAGCUACUAUAGUAAUUGAAACUGUAAGUAUGUUUACACAAAGACAGAAAUUUCAAAAUGCUUUUAAAAAUACCAUUGUUCUUUUUCAUUGGCUUGGUCUUUGUUUUAUUUUAGAGUUCGAGUCUUUUGCCGCCUUUCCUAUUUCAGAAAUCUUUGAGCUUAUUUUCCCCAAUGACUAUGCCAUUACUCAAGCAUUUUAUUCUCUAAUUAUAAAAGAAAUGUAUACUUACUGUAUAAAACCUAAAAAAUAUAAUUUAGUAUAACUAGUUUAAGAAAUAACAUAUAAACCCCCAGCUCAGUGAUAACUCCUAAUAAUAUUUUGAUCUACUUCUCUCUAAUCUUUUAUAAAGUUUAAUAUAAUAUGAACAGUUUUUAUUCUGACCUUUUUUUCUAAUAUCUGAUCUAGAACUAUCUAACAUAGUAAAAAUAGUGGGAGGAGUACAGUUAUGGUUAAUAGGGAAAGAGCCACAGAGAUCAACAUUUUUUUAA
Messenger RNA from Orycteropus afer afer, 1540 nucleotides. The record is from RefSeq and is a predicted model, not a curated record. NCBI's taxonomy places the organism in Eukaryota, Metazoa, Chordata, Mammalia, Tubulidentata, Orycteropodidae.